AUGCCCACAGUCAUGGGCCUAACAACCGACUCCUCCUCCAAAACCACCACCACCCUCGGCAACGCCGACCUCAAAAAGCCCAACGGCGGCUCCCGCCUCGACACCAUUUCCAAGCGCAACCACCACGCCGCCAAGGAAAUCGAGACCUUAUUCUGGCGCUGCCUCUGCGACGACCCCUCCGCCGCGCCCGAGUACAUGGCCGAGGACUGUAUUCUCAUCAACCCUCUUUUGUCCUCCCAUCCUUAUUCUACACCCCUAAGCAAAAAUUCAGAGCCGAAUUUGUUGGAGGUGUUUGAGGAGGCGGAACCGUGGGCGGGAUUCAGGUUCCAUGGCGAUCCGUUGGUGGUGGAGAUUGAUUUGAUGGCGGUGGCGCUGGGGAAGGGGACGAGGGAGGUGGUUGCUAGUGUGAGUUCCAGUUGGAGGCAGACGGCGGGGGCGGAUUGGGUUUUGGUUGCUCAUCAUUGUCAGUAUGUUGAUGAUGAGUAGGGGGGAUGGGGAUGGGGAUGGGGAGGGAUGGACUUGGUUCAAGGAGAAGGAUAUGGACAUGGAGGAUGGAGUUUUCGGGGUGUUUUGGUUGAGGAUGUAGGAAGCGGGUGGGGAGUUCUGAUUAGGCACUUUUUUUUGUGCCAAUUUGCUUCGUCCUCUCAUGAUGAUGAGUUUACGAUUGGAAAGUUGUUUCUUGUUCUUGAGGUUGAUUGCCUAAUUCUAGGAUUGGGAUGUCAUGUUCGUCUGUAAUUACAAUGUAUAAUGAGUUUCUAUCCUGUAUGUCAAUCCUGUAUGUCAGUACCAAAUACCUUGUCAUUCCUGUGUUGUUGUAUCGUAUCAGCUGUUCUCGCUCUUUCCAGUUCACCAAGUCGGAUAUCCAGUCAGAAAAAUCC
Molecule: messenger RNA, 878 nt
Organism: Neurospora tetraspora
Lineage: Eukaryota; Fungi; Ascomycota; Sordariomycetes; Sordariales; Sordariaceae
Exons: 2
Coding region: 1-486 (161 amino acids)
Source: RefSeq, a predicted model, not a curated record